Theileria equi strain WA is the source of this 1644-nucleotide messenger RNA. RefSeq lists its product as hypothetical. The transcript has a single exon. The record is from RefSeq and is a predicted model, not a curated record. NCBI's taxonomy places the organism in Eukaryota, Apicomplexa, Aconoidasida, Piroplasmida, Theileriidae. Bases 1 to 1644 code for a protein of 547 amino acids.
AUGACAUCUGGAAACGAACCUACUAGGAAGGAGUUAGAGUUACUCAAUUGUGAGAUUAAUGAUGUCGUUCAAAUAGAUGUUAUAAAGACAGACCAGGACAAUGAUGGAAAGUAUUGUCAUGAAGAAGAUCUUAAACACUAUGAGAAUGAUCAGAAGAAAGUCAAGGUUGAAAAGGUAAAAGAUUCUGGUCAGCUUGGAAAUUAUGUUGCUUAUGAACAUACUCCAAACCCGUCUGGAAAGUUUAACAUAUCUGGAUUUUUUAAGGGUUAUAGACACAAAAUCGAGCUUAAAGGUUUAAGUCUUCCAAUCAAGGAUGCUAACAGGCUGGUCGUUUAUUUUUGCAAGGGUGAAGUUACAAAUACUACUGCAACUAAUCCUCUCCUCAUCUAUGUACCAGAUACAAGUGGCAAGAAUCGAUGGUUUAAAAAGCCAGAGAGUAAUAUAGCCAGUAUUUUUCCUAUCUGGAAAGAGGUUAAUGGCUUCAAUGAAAGGAAAGAAAGUGAUUAUGAUGAAAUUUUAAAAGUUUUGGACACUCUUAAUAGUUCUUGCAAGCCUCCUUCUGUAGUUAUAGAUAUUUAUCAGAGAAAAGAGCCUAAAGAACCUACUACUUAUGAAAGUUCUUCUACCGUAGAGGUUAAACCAAUUUCUAAUCCACAAGUUAAAGGUUUUGCCGAAUAUGUUCACACCAUACGAGGGAGAGCAAGUAAUUACUUCAGUGUUAAAGAGUUCCAAUAUAAGAGUGAGAAGAUUACAGAAGGAUUAAAAGGACCUGUGGAUAAAAUUACCGGUAUCUCUGUCUUCUACUGGACUGCUCUAGAGACUCCUUUAAAGAAGGAUAACAGUAUACCUCUUCUUGUAAUUGUGGCCACCAAAGCACCUGGUAGAUCGGAGAAGAUUACUUGUUACGAUAACAUUGGGACAGAUACUUAUAACACAAAUUGGAAGCCUGAUAAAACUCUUCCACCUACCAAGAAGGCUCUAGAAAGCAAGCUCAAACAUCUCAACUGUAAACUCAAUAAUGCUGUAAUAAUAGAUGUAAGCCAGAAGAGAAGUCCUGGUAACUACGAUGUUUGUAAUGAUCAUUAUGGUGGCGAGAAAAUGCAAGUUAAGAAGGACAAAAUUUCUGACAGACUUGGAAGUUAUGAAGUUUACACUCACAAACUUAAGAAUCCUCCUGGUGGAAAGAAGUUUCAUGUAGUAUCUUUUAAAAAUGGUGCUCAUAUAAUAACCUUCAAUGGACUGGGAACUCCCGAUAUACCAAUUCUAGAUGUGAGCGAAGUAAGAGUCUACUUUUGUCCAGGUGAUCCUGAAAAACCUCUACUCUUGUACUACAAGACUGGAAACAUCCAUAACUGGUACAAGAAUGAUAAUACUGCUAUUAAGGCUGGUAAAUGGGUAUAUACAGGUGGUUUAUCUAACACUGAUGAUGCUACUCAAUAUGAAAAGAUCCGUGGAGUACUCAAUAGUCUUCAGAGUAGCUGCAAUCCUGAUACUGGAGGAAACACUUCUUCUCUUGUUGACCCUGUUUCUGGUGGUGUCCUCGCUGGAUAUAUCAUCCCUUCUGUGUUUGGUGGAAGCGCCGCAACAUUUUUUGGAGGAUGGAAACUUUAUAAGAACUUUAAAGGAGAUCCUUGGGUUAGAUGA